UGUUGAUCAACAAACCUCUCGGCCUAAAGGUGAGCCACACUAAUGAUCUUACCAAAUGAGUCAGGUUAAAAGAGAGAUGAGAAUCGAAACAGUGACAUAUUCUGAGGAGACACGGACUAGCCCAAGCCUAACCGACUGAUCCUGGACCACGUCCUGACCGAAGAAUAGAUCGCCGAAGAGAGCUAGUCAACCAACCAAUCAGUCAGUCUCAAGGCUCUCGUUUACCCGUAUGUACUUACCAGUAUCCCUCCGGAAGAUGAACAUGAUGAUGACCUCUAGAUCGGGUCGUCUAUAUGUAUUCGUCCCAACAUGGGGCGGAACUCAAGCCGGACCCGCCCCUCUCGGCCGGCGUUAUAGCGCUCCACCCUUGGGUCCUUCUAGUGCGCCUCUCAGUUUUCCAGACUUGUCAGCCCUUCUCCUGCGGGCUAAGCGCCUCACGCUGGGCCAUUGCCAGCCCCUUGGCAGCCCGCUCGGACCACUCAGACCGCCGGCGUCUUCGCCCCCAUCUUUGCUGGUGGCCCAAAUGCUCGGGGGGGCCUCUCAUCGGACUUCAUUCUUGAGUAGGCUAGAGUGGCGGGCGUGGCACCGGCUCAUAACUAGCUCUACUCUGAACCCCAUAUGGGGCGCCACGUGGGCCGGGGCCCCGGCCGCCGUGCGUCAAUUCCAAACCGAGUCCCAUCGUUGGGCCUCGCGGGGCCGCUCUUCGGGCUCGAACGGUAAUAAGCCAGAGAAUACCAGCCACGAUCCCGAAGAUCCGGAUAAAGAAGAGCGUGACCGUGCCACGGCCAAUAAAAAGUUCGGCAUGAUCGUGGCCAUGGUCUUGACGUUUUUGCUUCUAAAUUCCGGUUCCAGUGGCAACGAAACGGAACGAAGUCGGGCUAAGCCCGUGCAAUGGAAUGAUUUCUAUUACAACAUGCUGCUCAAAGGCGAAGUCAGUCACAUUGUCAUCAUUCCCAUCGCUCAUCGGGCCCAAGUCGUGCUCCACCCCGAUGCCAUUUAUAAAGGCCAGAAAGUAGCCAACACCACGUUCCUCAUGGAGAUUCCCGAGAAUGUCAAUGUCGAGGAUCGAAUUCGGGAGGCUGAAAAGAAAUUAGGCAUAUCGCCCAAUCAAGGUGUGUCGAUUAAAUAUGAGCGGAAUGUAGAAUUCACAUCGGCCCUGUUUUUCGCCGGCUUGAUGGUAGUUAUCAUGGCCUUGGCCUUUACCGGUCUCCGGAACGUCCGCACUAAAGUCGGUGGUUUCAGCAAUCCAUUCUCUGGUCUGGCCAAAGCGGAUUUUACGCUCAUUGACCCGCAAAUUCGGACCGGGAAAGGUGUGAAAUUUGCCGAUGUGGCGGGCAUGAAGGAAGCCAAAAUUGAGGUGAGAGAGUUUGUAGAUUACCUGAAAAGCCCGGACAAAUACAAAGAGUUGGGCGCUAAACCCCCCAAAGGCGCUAUCUUAUUCGGUCCCCCCGGCUGUGGAAAGACCAUGCUGGCCAAAGCGGUAGCCAAUGAGUCCAACGUCCCUUUUCUCCAAAUGAAUGGCUCGGAAUUCAUCGAGAUGAUUGGCGGAUUAGGAGCUGCUCGUGUCCGAAGUCUGUUCGCAGAGGCUCGGAAACGUUCACCCGCCAUCAUUUAUAUCGACGAGAUCGACGCGAUCGGCCGCCAGCGGAGUGGCAGUGGGGGUGGGAGUGGAGGCGGGGCUGGAGGUUUCGGUGGCGGAGAAAGUGAACAAACCUUAAAUCAAUUGUUGGUCGAAAUGGACGGUAUGGCUUCGAAAGAAGGCAUUAUCAUGUUGGCCUCCACAAAUCGUGCUGAUGUUCUUGACAAGGCUUUGCUACGACCCGGUCGCUUCGAUCGAAAGAUUGAGAUCGAUCACCCCUCGUUGACUGAACGACGUGAAAUCCUUGAGCAGCACAUGAAAGGAGUGGUGCUUGAUGAUGCGCCUUCCUCCUAUUCCGAACGGUUGGCAACGCUCACUCCCGGAUUUAGUGGUGCUGACUUGGCUAAUUUGGUAAACGAGGCGGCCCUUCAUGCUGCUCGGAUCAAAUGCGAGAAAGUUGGCAAACAAAACUUGGAAUAUGCCAUUGAGCGGGUCAUUGCGGGCCCAGAAAAGAAGAGUAAUGUGCUAGCUCCGGCGGAACGAAAGAUUGUGGCUUAUCAUGAGGCCGGUCAUGCGUUAGUGGGCUGGAUGCUGAAACACACGGAUGCACUUCUGAAAGUAACAAUUUUGCCACGCACGAGCAUGGCCUUGGGCUUUGCCCAAUACACGCCCCAAGACAAAAAACUCUUCAGUCCCGAUGAGAUGUUGGAUCGCAUGUGCAUGGCUUUGGGAGGGAGAGUGGCAGAAUCACUCACCUUCAAUCGCAUCACGACUGGGGCUCAGAAUGACCUUGAUAAGGUCACCAAAAUGGCUUACGCCCAAAUUCGCCAUUAUGGAUUCAACGCCACCGUGGGCAUAGUAUCGUUUGAAGAUGAUGGUGGGAAGCGGCCUUAUUCAAAAAAACUGGCCGCAACCAUGGACAUGGAAGCCAGACAGUUGAUUGCUAGAGCCUACAAAACCACUGAAAACGUGCUGAAUCAACACAAAGAUAAAUUGGAAACGUUGGCCGAAGAACUCCUCAAGAAAGAAACUUUGAACUAUGACGACGUGGUGUUACUACUUGGCGAGCCCCCACAUGGCAAAAAGAACUUGGUAUCACCGUCCGAUUUUGAAAGGCAAAUCAAAGAACAAGCGGAACUCGGGACAAAGCAGCCGUAGUUCAAAAUGAUGUCCCCAUACCACUAUUGAGUUUGUCACGAUAUAUUGAAUUAUAACAGAACUCGUUA
This is a messenger RNA of Tigriopus californicus, 2805 nucleotides long. It is a transcript of the gene Spg7, whose product is annotated as paraplegin-like. Gene Ontology annotation, cellular component: membrane; m-AAA complex. Gene Ontology annotation, biological process: mitochondrial protein processing; protein-containing complex assembly. The transcript is spliced from 2 exons. The record is from RefSeq and is a predicted model, not a curated record. Bases 230 to 2737 code for a protein of 835 amino acids. Gene Ontology annotation, molecular function: ATP hydrolysis activity; ATP binding; metalloendopeptidase activity. NCBI's taxonomy places the organism in Eukaryota, Metazoa, Arthropoda, Copepoda, Harpacticoida, Harpacticidae.